Molecule: messenger RNA, 1620 nt
Organism: Hevea brasiliensis (rubber tree)
Lineage: Eukaryota; Viridiplantae; Streptophyta; Magnoliopsida; Malpighiales; Euphorbiaceae
Exons: 1
Coding region: 6-1319 (437 amino acids)
Molecular function (GO): protein binding
Source: RefSeq, a predicted model, not a curated record
UAGCCAUGUCUACAACAUUUCUUCUCUUUAUCUUAACCAUUGGGACCUGUUCCAUUCACUCUCUCGCCCAAACAUGUCCUCCUCCUCCAAGAUGCCCUCCAAUUUCACCACCACCUCGUCCUCUUCCUUUCCCUCGAGUCCGCCCCAGGCCACCUCUCUACCCUCCUUCACUGCAUCUCAUGCCACGCCAACCAAACAACAAUCCAGGACCUCUCGCUAAUAGAGCUAGAAUUCUAUUCAUCACUCAGGAACUUAAAAGAAACAUUACAUUUGACCCUAGAAACUACACUGGGACCUGGGUUGGCAACAAUUACUGCCUUUUCAGAGGCUUCUUCUGUGACACUGUCCCUGAUAGAAACAUUACUGGACUAGCAGCUAUUGAUUUCAAUGGUGCUAGAUUUGGCGGUAUCUUGAACUUCUAUCGUUUUGUCAUGAAUUUGCCAGACAUUGCCAUCUUCCAUGCAAAUUCUAACAACUUUAGCGGCCCGAUAAAUUCAAACCUCAAUCAGCUGCGAUAUUUCUAUGAGCUUGACUUGAGUAACAACAAGUUCAUAGGAGGAUUCCCCAGCAACGUUCUCAGAGCCCAAAAAUUAACCUUUGUGGACAUUCGGUUCAACAACUAUCUGGGUCCUGUCCCUGCUCAGGCAUUCAACAUUGACACUGACGUUCUUUUCAUCAACAAUAAUCAGUUCAAUCGUACGAUCCCUGCAAACUUUGGCAACACUCCAGCACUCUAUCUCACUUUAGCCAACAACAAGCUCACAGGUUCAAUUCCAAGAAGUAUUGGCCGAGCCUGGAAUACACUAAUCGAGGCCCUGUUUUUAGGCAACAGGCUCACCGGAUGCCUCCCCUUUGAAAUCGGAUACUUGCAGAAGGCCACGGUGUUGGAUUUUGGGCUCAACUUGUUAACGGGUCCGAUCCCACAAUCAUUUGGGUGCUUGGUGAAAUUGCAGUUUCUGAACUUGGCUCAUAACAUGUUUUAUGGGCCAAUACCGGAGGUUUUGUGUAGGCUACCAAAUGCUUAUAAUUUUACGCUUACUUUUAACUAUUUCACCCAAGUUGGCCCCCAGUGCAGGAGGCUGAUAAGGGCAAGGAGACUCAACGUGAACAGAAACUGCAUUAUGGGGCUUCCUAAUCAAAGACUUGCAGCUGACUGUGCCCGGUUUUUUGCAAGGCCUAGGAGUUGUGCUCGUGAGAGUAGUUUUUCUUUUAUUCCUUGUACCCUUCCCGCAUCUUCCAUGAAGAUUACUUCUCCUCCAACAGAGGACGAAGCUCCAGCUCCACAGUCCUAUAAAGCCCUGAAAAUGCCUCCCCAUUAAUCAAUGGCAGGUGCAGAAUGGGUUCCAUUAAUUCAUUCAUGAUGUCUUCAAGUAAGAGAUUGUCGUGGAGUAGCAGCGUUAUGUUGCAUUUCUAUGGUGUUUUCCCUAAUGUACAUAUGUCACGCUUAAGGGAGCUUUAAUUUUUUUUUCCCUUUUAAAUUUUCCUUCUCAUUUGUAUUAUUGUGAUCUACUUAAUAGCAGGAAAUUAGUCGGAUUGUUGAGCUUUUGAGAUGGAAAUAAAAAUAUCUCUCUCAAAUUGAUAGGAUGAUAUGAAUUGAUGGAACUAAUACGAAAUACUAUA